Molecule: messenger RNA, 762 nt
Organism: Aspergillus terreus NIH2624
Lineage: Eukaryota; Fungi; Ascomycota; Eurotiomycetes; Eurotiales; Aspergillaceae
Gene: cpcA
Product: amino acid starvation-responsive transcription factor GCN4
Exons: 2
Coding region: 1-762 (253 amino acids)
Biological process (GO): positive regulation of cellular response to amino acid starvation
Cellular component (GO): transcription regulator complex
Molecular function (GO): RNA polymerase II cis-regulatory region sequence-specific DNA binding; DNA-binding transcription factor activity, RNA polymerase II-specific
Source: RefSeq, a predicted model, not a curated record
AUGUCUACCCCCAACAUUGUUCAAGAUCUCCCGGAUCUGUUCGAUUUCACCUCCGACCAGUUUGGUGGUGAUUUCGACGCAGCCAUGGAGCCCACCAUGCUCUCGCCCCACCAGAUCCCUACCGGCAUCAUGGCGUCCAAGGAUCCCAUGGGAGAUGUUCCUUCGGGAACCAUCUCUCCUAAGGAUCUGCUGAUGGAUGCAUCUGCGCCUCCCUCCACCUCUUUCACGGACCUGAGCACUCCGUCCUUCGAGUCGCCAGGCUACUUCAGUCAAGACACCUCGCCCAUGUUCGCUACCGACAUGGAGCUGGGUCCUGGCCACGAGGAGUGGGAUUCUCUCUUCCCUCCUCAGGAUGGCUUGUCCAUUCCAUUUGACGCGGCCGCCCUGGAAGUCACUGAAGCGGCUCCUGCUCCGGCUCCGGCUGCUGCAGAACCCAAGGUGGAGACGCCUUGUGCGUCCCCCAUGGUCCGUAACUCUUCUCGCGCCCCCUCUCCGGGCUCGACCCGCUCCGGCACCAAGCACUCCACUGUCGCGGGUGUCAACGCUCGUCAGCGCAAGCCGCUGCCUCCCAUCAAGUAUGACUCUGGCGAUCCCGUGGCUCUGAAGCGGGCUCGCAAUACCGAGGCCGCCCGCAAGUCCCGGGCUCGCAAGCUGGAGCGCCAGGAGGAGAUGGAACGUCGCAUCGCCGAGCUGGAAAAGUCUCUGGAGGAGGCCCAGCAACGGGAACAAUAUUGGAAGGCGUUGGCCGAGAACCGGGCCUGA